AUGAAGCUACAAAAAUCAUUUAAUAAGAAAUAUGUUCCUCUCAGUUACUACGAAAUUUUUUUUGCUUCUCUGCUCACAGUUUUUGUGUGUGUUUGUGCUGGACUGAUUGCACUUUCAUGGCUACUAAUCCAGAGGUUAGAACAAGCUGAAGCAGAUGGAAAUAUUCAUGGCUACAUGGGUACAUUUAAAAUACUGUCUGGGAUAUCAUUCAGUCCUGGAUUGCAAGACAGAUCAUCAGCUGAUUUCAAAGUCCUUGCCUUUGAUGUUGAACAAUUGAUACAAGAAAUCUUUCAAGCAAGUCAUCUGAAAAAUGAAUUUGAGAGAUGUGAAAUUUUACAGUUCAAGUAGGUAUAUGCUGUUGUGAUCUUCAGCCUUUAUUUUACCCAGUGGGUACCUGCUGAGAAAACAAAAAAUGAGCUGGUUUUGGGUAUAGAAGCAAAUAAAACUAGCCUUACCCAGACUUUGAAAGUUGAUGUGAACAGCAUACAAGUCACAGAUGAGUGCCUACCUCUUGCUGAACUUUGUGCUGAUGGUGCAACCUGUAUAGAAAAAGAUUUAUUUUGUGAUGGAGUCCUGAACUGCCCAGAUGGUUCAGAUGAAUCUGAAAAAAGAUGUGCUGCAGUUUGCGAUGGAAAAUUUAUAUUGACUGGUUCCUCUGGGUCUUUUCACUCUAUGAAUUAUCCAAAACCGUAUAAUGCAAAUAUUAUUUGCCAAUGGAUUAUACAAGCGCCUCAAGGAUUAUCCAUUAAACUAAAUUUCACUUCUUUUAAUACACAACCGUAUACAGACGUUUUAUAUAUUUUUGAAGGGAAAGGACAAAACAAGAUUUUAAGAGCUUCUCUCUCAGGGACUAAUCCUGAAACAUUUUACAUUUUUUCUAAUGAAGCUACAGUAGAGUUUGAAUCAGAUUAUUCUGAAAAUUAUGAUGGUUUUAACGCAUUGUAUACUGCAUUUAAUACAAGUGAGCUAAACAAUGUUGAGAAAGUCAAUUGCACUUUUGAAAACGGCUUUUGUUACUGGAGUCAAGAUUUAGAUGAUGAUUCAGACUGGGAGAGAAUUCAAGGCCCUACCUUUCCCUUUUUGACUGGUCCUGAUUUUGAUCAUACAUUUGGCAACGUAUCAGGAUUUUACAUUUCAACACCCAUGGGACUUGGAUUAUUCAGAGAAGUCAGAGUCCGGAUUGUGAGUCUGCCCUUGGUCUCUUCAGAUCCAUCUUGUCUAAGCUUUUGGUAUCACAUGUAUGGUGCUGAUGUUUACCGUUUGAGCGUUAGCAUAAGUAAUAAACAUGGUAUGGAAAAGAUAAUUUUCCAGAAAGAAGGAAACUAUGGAAACAACUGGAAUUAUGGACAAGUAACUUUAAAUGACUCAUCUGAUUUUAAGAUUAUUUUUGAUGCUUUUACAAGGCCUGGUCAAAGUGAUAUUGCCUUGGAUGAUAUUGGCCUCACAAAGGGAAAGUGUAAUGAAAGCAUUUAUCUAGAGCCAACCGUGAUUCCAACUUCUCCUACUGUGCCUUCACUUCCCACUGACUGUGGAGGGCCAGUUGAACUCUGGGAGCCAAACAGUACAUUCAGCUCUGAAAACUUUCCAAAUAAUUACCCUAAUCAAGCUUCUUGUAUAUGGUAUUUAAAUGCUGAGAUGGGGAAAAACAUUCAACUUCAUUUUCAGUUUUUUGACCUGGAAAAUAUUUAUGAUGUAGUUGAAGUCAGAGAUGGCAGAGGAGCAGAUUCCUUGCUUUUGGCUGUCUAUACAGGACAAAACCCAUUGCCAGACGUCUUCUCUACAACAAACCAGAUGACAGUACUGUUCUUCACGGACCAGUCUUCAACUAAGAAGGGUUUUCGUGCAAAUUUUACUUCUGGCUAUCAUCUAGGAGCUUGUGAACCUGAGGAGUAUCACUGUAGAAGUGGGGAGUGUAUACCACUGCAUAAUCUUUGUGAUAACCUCCUUCAGUGUGAAGAUGGCUCUGAUGAAGCAGAAUGUGUGAGAUUGCUGAAUAGUUCUCUAAGCACCCAAGGCAUAGUGCAGAUCAGGACUGGGAAGAUGUGGAACCUGGUAUGUGCAGAUAAUUGGAAUGAGCAGAUUUCAGACAGCGUUUGCCACCUGCUAGGGCAAGGGGAUGCAAAUACAUCAUCAGCUAUAUUAUUCACUGGAGACGGCCCAUUUGUCAACAUUACCAAAGCAGUUAACCAGAGCCUAAUAUUUACACAAAGAGAAUAUUGUUUGAACAAUUUGGUGAUUCACCUGCAAUGUAACAUGAAAUCUUGUGGAAAACGCCUCGUAACUCAGAACAGCGGAACAAGGAUUGUAGGUGGAAGUGAUGCCAAAAGAGGGGCUUGGCCUUGGAUAGUCUCCCUUCUUUAUAAUUUUAUACCUGUUUGUGGAGCUUCCCUUGUCAGUGACGAAUGGCUGGUGUCAGCAGCACACUGUGUAUAUGGGAGACACUUAGAACUAUCUCAGUGGAAAGCAGUUCUUGGCUUGCAUGACCAAUCGAAUACGACAUAUCCUUCAACAGUACUUCAAGACAUUGAUCAAAUAAUUAUAAAUCCUCAUUAUAAUAAGCGCACAAAAGACAAUGAUAUUGCGAUGAUGCAUCUUCAAAACAAAGUGCAAUAUACAGAUUACAUACAACCUAUCUGCUUACCAGAAAAAAGUCAAGUGUUUUUACCAGGAAUUUACUGCUUCAUUGCUGGCUGGGGUGGAAUUGUGAACCAAGGUCCCACUUCAAAUAUAUUGCAAGAAGCAGAAGUCCCUCUCAUUACAAAUGAAAAAUGCCAGCAACAGAUGCCAGAAUAUAAUAUUACUGAGAGUAUGAUGUGUGCAGGCUAUGACAAAGGAGGAGUAGAUUCCUGUCAGGGAGAUUCAGGUGGCCCUCUCAUGUCUGAAGAUGGUAACAAGUGGUUUUUGGCAGGUGUUACAUCAUUUGGCUAUCAGUGUGCACUUCCUCAACGACCAGGAGUGUACGCUCGCGUCACCAGGUUUGUGGACUGGAUCAGAAAAAUCAUCCAUUAGCUUGAUAUUUUUUAA
This is a messenger RNA of Struthio camelus australis, 3024 nucleotides long. The record is from RefSeq and is a predicted model, not a curated record. Lineage: Eukaryota; Metazoa; Chordata; Aves; Struthioniformes; Struthionidae.